AUGGAUCAGUUCGCACAGUCAUCUACGGUGACCCAUUCAAGAUCUACUGAAUUGAGCCGUAUACGUGAUAGCGGUCAUCAUCGUCGUCAUAUUCUUCUUGUUCUCGUUCUUCUUCGUCGUCGCCGUCGUCGUAUUUCGUCCUGUUCUUCUAUGUCAUCAAGGUCAUCAUCAUUAUCAUCCGUUGGAGGUGAUCUGACCGAUGCGAACUAUAAGAGUGAUGUCAUAAUCCCACUACACCCGGUAUUCAUCCAAAAACAACCAAUUCACCAUGUUAAUCUAUGGAGUUGUUUUUGUGUAUUCAGCUCGAUACCCAAUAUCGAAGGGAAAGGGUAUCCUGUAAAGCUGACGAAUAUGGACGGAUCUCAUUCAGGCAAGCCAUAA
This is a messenger RNA of Adineta ricciae, 381 nucleotides long. NCBI's taxonomy places the organism in Eukaryota, Metazoa, Rotifera, Eurotatoria, Adinetida, Adinetidae. The record is from the annotation of a GenBank genome assembly.